Labeo rohita (rohu) is the source of this 4073-nucleotide messenger RNA. RefSeq names its product matrix metallopeptidase 17a (gene mmp17a). Gene Ontology annotation, biological process: collagen catabolic process; extracellular matrix organization; proteolysis. Gene Ontology annotation, cellular component: extracellular matrix. The coding region runs from base 376 to 2169 and encodes 597 amino acids. Gene Ontology annotation, molecular function: zinc ion binding; metalloendopeptidase activity. NCBI's taxonomy places the organism in Eukaryota, Metazoa, Chordata, Actinopteri, Cypriniformes, Cyprinidae. The transcript is spliced from 10 exons. The record is from RefSeq and is a predicted model, not a curated record.
GGCGCUGAGAGCGCAGCACCUCUUCUCUGACAGCACAUGCACUGAUCUCAAAGGGCUUCGGAUUAGGACUGAACGUUUCACUUUUGGUCUUUUGAGAGUGUAUGCGUACACGGUUCAUCUUUUAGGCUCCUUGGUAAAUCGUGAUGACCACAGUGAAUGACAUUUCGUUUGGAGACUGGGGUCCCUGAGGAAAUGAAUUGUUCUGUAUUGUGUUGUAUGUGAUGUGUUUCACGUGUCUGCGCACCACAGUGAGGUAGUUUGACUGACACGUGUUUCCACGGACCGUUAAAUGCCCGGGAUCCGGCUUUGGGUGAUCGAUACGGUGGAUGCGGCGGAGAGAAAGACCGUUCUGUGAUCACCGAGAGCGGGGACAAUAUGAAGUCUCUCAGAAAGUGGAAUUCCGCCCGGACCAUUUGGAUUAUGUAUCCAGAGAUGAUUCUUUUUCCAGUUCUUUGGUUUUUAUCUCAAACUCGGGCGGCCCCGUCUAUAACAGCCGAGCAGAUGGAUAUGGGGGUGGAUUGGUUAAGCAAGUUUGGCUAUCUCCCGCCCCCUGAUCCUGUGAAUGGACAAUUACAGACUAAGGAGGCUUUGACGAGGGCUAUCAAAGCCAUGCAGAGGUUCGGAGGCCUGAAAGAAACUGGAGUGCUAGACCCAGCAACCCUGGGCUUAAUGAAGACCCCUCGUUGCUCGCUGCCAGAUGUGUCAGAGCUGGAUAUGUCAGCAGGCAGACAAAAACGAGCGCUAGCUCCUCAGAAUAAGUGGAAUAAGAGGCAUCUUUCCUGGAGGGUAAGGACGUUUCCAAAGGAGUCAGCUUUGCUGGGCCGGGAUAUGGUGCGGGCGCUUAUGUACUACGCCCUGAAAGUGUGGAGCGAUAUCGCUCCUCUCAACUUUCAUGAGGUGGCGGGGAACGAGGCAGACAUUCAGAUUGACUUCACCAAAGCGGAUCAUAAUGACGGAUACCCUUUCGACGGACCCGGUGGAACAGUAGCCCACGCAUUCUUUCCUGGAGAACGAUUCACAGCGGGUGAUACGCACUUUGAUGAUGAUGAAGCAUGGACCUUCAGAUCGCCAGAUUCUCAUGGAAUGGACCUUUUCGCAGUGGCGGUGCAUGAGUUUGGCCACGCCAUAGGGCUCGCACACACCUCUGCAAUUGAGUCCAUCAUGCGUCCGUACUACCAGGGCCCUGUGGGCGACCCGCUCAAGUACAACCUCCCGUACGAAGACAAGAUUCGCGUCUGGCAACUUUACGGUGUUCGGGAGUCCGUAUCGCACACGACGCAGCCAGAUGACCCCUCUCAAACGGCCGAACCUCCCGUCCUGCUGGACCUCCCUGAAAACAGAUCCACGAUACCACCUGCCCAUGAUGCCCCUGACAGAUGCACUAGCCACUUUGAUGCUGUAGCCCAGAUUCGAGGAGAGGCCUUCUUUUUCAAAGGAAAGUAUUUUUGGCGUCUGACACGUGAGAAGCACCUGGUGUCCUUAAGGCCGGCUCAGAUCCAUCGCUUCUGGAGGGGUUUGCCAACAAACCUGGACAGCAUAGAUGCUGUAUACGAGAGACCUGGAGACCACAAGAUAGUGUUCUUUAAAGGUGGGAAAUAUUGGGUGUUCAAGGACAAUAAUGUUGAAGAGGGCUACCCACGGCUUGUCACUGAUUUCGGACUGCCUGCGGAAGGAGUGGAUGCAGUAUUUGUCUGGCUGCACAAUGAGAAGACCUACUUCUUCAAGGACAACCGAUACUGGCGCUACGAUGACCAUCUGCGGCGCAUGGAUCUCGGCUACCCGAAAGACACAGCGCUGUGGAAAGGGAUCCCAUCUCAACUAGAUGACGCCAUGAGGUGGUCUGACAGAGCGUCAUAUUUCUUCAAGGGAAAGGAGUACUGGCGCGUGGCGGGCAGCGAUAUGGAGGUUGAAGCGGGUUAUCCCCGUCCCAUCGGCAAAGACUGGCUGGUGUGCACGGAAAUGCAGUCAGACUCCCCGGAGAUGCAGAACAAUUCAAACACAAGGCUUCACGGGCAGCACCAUGCAGAUCAUGCAGAAAAUGGCUACGAGGUGUGUUCCUGCACUUCGGACUCAGCCUCCCCGUUGGGGACGCGACUGACCCUCUCGCCCGCCUGGGUGUUAGCGCCGCUCUGGACGCUCACACUCGCUCUCUCCUCUGCUCCUCUCUGAUAAGGGCAGAGCCACAGGCCUGUACUCAAAAAGACUCCAGGAGCAGAACAUACAGCAGCCUGUGGGUAAAGGAGAGCGUUGAGAGGCUCUUGAAAAGCCUUUCACCAGCACCGGACUGAUGGAAAGGCCUCAGCACUUCAGCCAAGAGAGGGAUUGGAUCACAUUAACAUUUUCCUUUUUCUGUUAAUUUUUGGGUGAUGCUUUUUGUUGUUGUUGUUUUUUCCAGAAACUGGAAAUUCUAUUAUUAUUAUUAUUAUUAGUGGUGCUUGCUAUUGCUUAUCUGAUCAAAGGGUGAAAAACUGCUUUAGAUUGACCAUCAGGCUAUCCAAGAUGUAAAUGAGUUUCUUCAUCAGAACAGAUUUGGAGAAAUAUAGCAUUACAUCACUUGCUCACCAAUAGAACCUCUGCAGUGAAUGGGUGCCGUCAGACUGAGAGUCCAAACAGCUAAUGAAAACAUUAUAAUCCACAAUUAAUCCACACGAGUCCAUCAGUUAACAUCUUGUGAAAGAAACAAAAACCAGAUUCUCAUCCUGACGGCACCCAUUCACUGCAGACGAUCCAUUGGUGAGCAAGUUAUGUGAUGUUAAAUUUCGAAGAAACAAGCUUAUCUACAUCUUGGAUGGCCUGAGGGUGAGUAAUUUUUCAGCAAAUUUUCAUUUUUGGGUGAGCUAUUCCUUUAACCCCAAGUAUUAAACUUCUGUGCGUAAUUUAUCUCACACCGUUUGUGCUAAAGACAUAAAUGAUACCUCAAAUCAAGCCGCUCGUUGAGGUGUGCUGUUAAUUUAUCAGACCUACGACUUCACCUGACAGACAAUAAAACAACUGAAAAAUCCUGCAGGAGGGUUAUGAGCCAUAUUUAGGAUCCAAAAUAUCAUAGAGACUUGUAAAAAGGUGUUUAAAAAUUAGUUUUUUCCCAUGGUGCAAGUGUGUUUUGCACAAGCAAGCAUCACUAAUAUUUUAUUAUGAAAGUAAAACUGUAUUAUUAUUAUUCAAAACAUAUGAACAUUCUUUAUCAGAUUUAAUUAUUUUGUUUCCGAAUAUUUUGAUAUCAAGAGAUUACAGUAACCAGCUUUCUGAGGCGUAUCCAGAGCCAAUAACAGUAAUGAUCAUAAUGAUAAUGAUAAUAAUGAUAGCGAUUGUAGUAAUGUUGCUGAUAUCGAGAAGGAAUCUCACGAAUAGGGCUUCCGGCUGGCUGCCGUUCAUAGGCAUCAUGGGAUACCAUGAGUCACAACCUUAAAACCUUCCCUCACUCCAAGUGCUUUAAGAAUCCUGCCAAUCAUCUUUAUUGGCACCUUUUCGGCUCGUUUCUUACUAAAAGCGUAAUCCUUUACUUAUUCUACGGGUUCCUUAAUGUAACCGUCUCCUCCUCGUCCUCUCUGAUCCUCAUAUUCCCAGUGUCUUAGCAUCUUUUUCUUAUUAGUCUGCCUUGUUCGAAGCAAUUAUAUUUACUCUCAUCUUCAGUACUGACUGUUUUAGUAAUAACCACCACAAAAUCAUCACUCUAAAGCAAUGACACUUACUUAUGAUUACAGUCGACUGUAUUUUUGUAAUGAACACCAGUUGUUUAGUUUAUCACGGCCAUGCAUGAAGCUGGAUUCACAAUGCCUGGAUCAGCACAGCUAGAAACAUUUGGUUAUACAAUGAUUUUUGUCUUUAAAAGUCGGUUUCAACAGUCAGAGAGGGUUAUGAGAAAUAAUUCAACAGACUGGGAGGAUGUUUGACUCAUAUCCCGGGCUGCUGAGAGUGCACUCUGAUUAUAUAUGUAAAGAAAUGCUUAUAUACUAUAUAUAAAUACAUAAACAUAUAUAUUUAAGGUAAAAACUUCUAUGGCAGUUGCAAAAAACAAUGUACAUUCUGAGCUGUCUUUUAUAAGGUGAAAUAUUUUUGUAGAAAAAUAAAGAAGA